This is a messenger RNA of Pundamilia nyererei, 2085 nucleotides long. RefSeq names its product PR domain containing 6 (gene prdm6). Gene Ontology annotation, molecular function: histone methyltransferase activity; protein binding. The coding region runs from base 1 to 1425 and encodes 474 amino acids. The record is from RefSeq and is a predicted model, not a curated record. Gene Ontology annotation, biological process: regulation of gene expression. Lineage: Eukaryota; Metazoa; Chordata; Actinopteri; Cichliformes; Cichlidae. The transcript has 8 exons. Gene Ontology annotation, cellular component: nucleus.
AUGGAAGUGGAGAGAGAGGGGGUGGGAGAGAGAGACUCGUGUAGAACACUCUCCUGUAGUUCUGGCUCCGGAGACGCGCUGGACGCAGCGGACUGUCCCGGCUCCUCUCGAUGGUUCACCGCAGCCCGGAGGAGGGACAAACCUUCCACCGCUGCCCGGAAAUCGGUGCCCAGGAGCCGCACACACUCUGAUAACUGUUGUGACAUGUGUGCAGACAACAGGAACGGUGAGUGUCCGAUGCACGGCCCUCUUCACUCUCUGCGCCGGCUCGUCGGCACCAGCAGCACGGCAGCACCUGUCACCCUACCAGACAUCCCUGAUUGGCUGAGAGACCUGCCCAGAGAGGUGUGUCUGUGCACCAGCACAGUUCCUGGUCUGGGUUACGGAAUCUGUGCAGCUCAGAGGAUCCCUCAGGGAACCUGGAUUGGCCCGUUUCAAGGAGUCCCCCUGAUGCUGGAAAAACUGCAGUCUGGAGUGGUCAGGAACACCCGACACCUGUGGGAGAUCUACGAUGCAGAGGGAACGUUACAGCACUUUAUUGAUGGUAAUGAUCCCAGUAAAUCCAGCUGGAUGAGGUAUAUUCGCUGUGCGAGACACUGUGGGGAGCAGAACAUGAUGGUUGUACAGUACAGAUCCUGCAUCUUCUACAGAGCAUGUAUGGAUAUCCCCAGAGGAACAGAGCUGCUGGUUUGGUACAACGACUCCUACACCUCGUUCUUCGGUAUCCCGCUGCAGUGCAUUGCCCAGGAUGAAAACUUAAAUGUCCCAGCCACAGUGGUGGAGGCCAUGACGAGGCAGGAAUCCCUCCAGUCCUUCAGCAAAAACGGCAAACCCUCUUCCUCGUCCUCUUCAUCGUCCUCCACUCCGUCCUCCACCCUCAUGCGCUCCAUGGUCUUCCCCCACUCCCCCUGCCCUCGGAGUUUCUCCCUGUUGGAUAAGGUUGGGGUUCAGUCGGACUCCAGUUUUGGCCAGUUGGGGUCAAAGAACCAGAGAGUCCUGGCAAGUCCCACAUCCACCAGCCAGCUUAGCAGUGAGUUCAGCGACUGGCACCUGUGGAAAUGUGGCCAGUGCUUCAAGACCUUCACCCAGAGGAUCCUGCUCCAGAUGCAUGUGUGUCCGCAAAAUCCUGAUCGACCAUACCAGUGUGGCCACUGCUCCCAGUCCUUCUCUCAGCCGUCAGAGUUGAGGAACCAUGUAGUGACGCACUCCAGCGACCGACCUUUCAAAUGUGGAUACUGCGGCCGGGCCUUCGCUGGCGCCACGACGCUCAACAACCACAUCCGCACACACACAGGAGAGAAGCCGUUCAAGUGCGAGCGUUGCGACCGCAGCUUCACACAGGCCACUCAGCUCAGCCGCCAUCAGCGACUUCCCAACGAGUGCAAACCCGUGAACGAGACCAGCGAGUCCAUCGAGGUGGAUUAACCCCCGACUGUUUCCCGACUGAGACCACGUCCACAUUAAGACAGUUCAAUAUGAAAAUGUGACUCUUUCUUCAGGUUUGGACCUCCAUCCACACCAAGACGCUCACUUCAUAUUAAUUCUAAUUUAGUUUUCCAGAAAUAAAGCUCCUGAGGAGCAUCACUGUGUUAAUUGGGUCCAACCUGCACUAAAUUAAAUGUGUGGAUUAAAAAUAAAGUUUGCAAAUUCCAGGAGUUUCCAGGGAUAAACAACAAAAUGGGAAUGUAUGGUAAAUGUUUUUGGGCAAGUAUCAUUUCAGUGUAGUGUGAGAGUCACUUUGGUCUUAUUUACGAUCACAUUUGUUUCACCUUUUCUUGCUUUUAAGUUGAUGACAGCACCUUAAGUUACCACAGUAAUGCAAUAACAGCUUUCCAACAAGCUUUAAAUCAAACAACAUGAGAGGAAGUGUCAUGGUUGUUGUAACUUUUCAGUCGUGUUGACGCACCUGACUGCGGUUGAAGUAAAAAACUUGCAAACACACAGAGAAAAGCUGCUGGUUGUGGCAUUUAUGUCCAAACUCUCCACCAGUCAUUGUUAGCUUCCUUCAUCUAUUAGCUGAAUAGAUCGACCCAUUUUAACGGACACGAUACGGCUUUAUUUAUUUAGCACCAAAUCAUAACAAAA